AUGGCAGCAAGCAUUGCAUUUCCCACCGUCCCAACCCACUACGCCUUGACCUCCCUCCCUACUCUGCCUCAGUUUGCCACGGGCGCCUGCGCGUCCUGCCCAUCAGCCGCCUCGGUAUCCCCCCUCUCCGCACGCCCCUUGUUCGUCAACGCAGGACUAUGCACAAUCCCGCCCAGCUUAUGCAUGACCCUGCCUAGCGUCGAAUCUUGUGACCGCGUCAGCCCAUCGACAUUCACCCAGAAGAAGAAGAAGAAGAAGAAGAAGAAGAAGAAGAAGAAGAAGAAGAAGAAGAAGUAG
Molecule: messenger RNA, 297 nt
Organism: Ascochyta rabiei
Lineage: Eukaryota; Fungi; Ascomycota; Dothideomycetes; Pleosporales; Didymellaceae
Exons: 1
Coding region: 1-297 (98 amino acids)
Source: RefSeq, a predicted model, not a curated record